Seriola aureovittata is the source of this 4722-nucleotide messenger RNA. RefSeq names its product dual specificity tyrosine phosphorylation regulated kinase 3 (gene dyrk3). The record is from RefSeq and is a predicted model, not a curated record. Gene Ontology annotation, molecular function: protein serine/threonine kinase activity; ATP binding; protein serine/threonine/tyrosine kinase activity. Gene Ontology annotation, biological process: peptidyl-serine phosphorylation; cytoplasmic stress granule disassembly; positive regulation of cell cycle G2/M phase transition. The coding region runs from base 861 to 2675 and encodes 604 amino acids. Gene Ontology annotation, cellular component: nucleus. The transcript is spliced from 6 exons. NCBI's taxonomy places the organism in Eukaryota, Metazoa, Chordata, Actinopteri, Carangiformes, Carangidae.
GCUGACUCCAGGCUUAGUGAAGACGCCCUUAGCAACAACACACAGCUGAGUCGAAUAAGAUACUCCGACGGCAGAAAAGAAGGAUUAAACACUGCCACUUUAUUGCACUGACUACAGGUGAAGCUUUCCUGCGAGGGGAUGCGCCGGUUGUUUCUGCAGUUAACAUGGGGCAUCAGUCUAGCUAGCGAGCUAGCCUAUUUUGGCUAGCCAUCCCCGAAGACGAGCGAAAGCAGCCCCAAGCUGUCCCGAAGGAGGACACGAUCCUGAGGGUCCAUCGAGUGGUAGCAUCGCUAUUUGCUAGCUACAAAGUCAGCUAACCGGGAAUAAGCACGGGAAUGGUGCUCUGGAUCGACUCACUGCACCGACAGAGAAAGGCGAGGGGCACCCGGGUCAGACCACCAAGCUGUAAUAUUUGGACUCAGACUAUUUUUAACAGAGGGAGCGGCUCUCGGGCGGACGAGUGUUUUUGUGGCUGUGCAAGCUAGCUGGCUAGCUAGCCGAGGGAAACGACCCCCACCGCCUGCUCAGGUUUUUCAAACGGCUUCCAAGGCUCAUGUCAGCAAGGGCGAGUGUGAGAGUAGCACACUGAAUUCACAACUCGGUGGUUUUAAUAAAACAAGGAUAAAUUACACACGAAGCCAAGAAAAACCUAGGUAACCCCAAGGAGAAAAUAACUUGAGUUAGUUGAAUCGAAACCGCAGCUCAAAGGUACUGGGACUCCACUCAUUAGCAAACACGGCAAAGUUGUAAAUGAGGUUAGCUAAGUUUGCUACGUGACUCUAGUUUGAACCUUUGUUUUGCACUUUUUUGUUCGGGAUUUUUUCCACUUCGGAUGCUGGCAUCACAUAUUAAUUGCAAUCAUGAUGAUAAUAAGCAGAAAACCAGAGGGCCCAAUAGCAACAGCACGCCACGGUGACGGCCUCUAUGACUCGUACAUGAGGACAGACCACAUCCUUAAGGAGGAGGCAGAUACAAACAGUCCGUCUGGGCUGCCCCCAAUGCCCAAACACACAGUUGUCAGUAACAAGGCUGUAAUGAGGGAUCAGGUAACUGUGCGAGGUGGCCAGCUGAAGGUCAAGUACCUGUAUGAAGACGCCACCAAUAAUCGAAAGAUCAAUGCCAUAACUACAGCAACCACUCAGAACAGUGGGACCACUGGUCAUACGCCCAGUAAACCUGCCCCAGUCUCCAGCCUGUCCAAGGAGCACAGUGUAGAAAGCACUGAAUCCAGUAAGGGCUCCUCCACUGAAUCCUCCGGCACACAUGGAGUUGGGAGUGGAGGGAACAGUGGGAAGCUGUGUGGCCCACUCACUCCUGACCAGGCUCUGAGACUGUACCGAUCUCAACUGACCACCCUGGAGCAGACAGAGAUCCACUCCUACCCAGAUAUCUACUUUGUGGGACCCAAUGCCAAGAAGAGGCCUGCCGUUGCUGGAGGCAACAACAACUGUGGCUAUGAUGAUGAGCAGGGCGGUUACAUUCACGUACCCCAUGACCACCUGGCUUACCGCUAUGAGUUUCUCAAGAUUAUCGGUAAGGGUAGCUUUGGCCAGGUGGCAAAGGUAUACGACCACAAACUGCAGCAGCACCUGGCUCUGAAAAUGGUGCGUAAUGAGAAGCGUUUCCACCGGCAGGCGCAGGAGGAGAUCCGCAUCCUGGAGCACUUGCGCAAACAGGAUCGUAACGGCACCAUGAAUGUUGUGCACAUGCUUGAAAACUUCACGUUCCGCAACCAUAUCUGCAUGACCUUUGAGCUGCUGAGCAUGAACCUAUAUGAGCUUAUCAAGCGCAACAAGUUCCAGGGCUUCAGCCUGCCACUGGUCAGGAAGUUUGCACACUCCAUCCUGCAGUGCCUUGAGGCCCUGAGCAGACACAGAAUCAUCCACUGUGACCUCAAGCCAGAAAACAUCCUGCUCAAGCAGCAGGGACGUAGCGGCAUCAAGGUGAUUGACUUUGGCUCCAGCUGUUUUGAACACCAGCGAGUGUACACCUACAUCCAGUCCCGUUUCUAUCGGGCUCCAGAGGUGAUUCUUGGUUCACGUUAUGGCCUUCCUAUUGAUAUGUGGAGCUUCGGCUGCAUACUGGCAGAGCUGCUGACUGGCUACCCCCUGUUCCCCGGCGAGGAUGAGGGUGACCAGCUGGCCUGUGUCAUGGAGCUGCUGGGCAUGCCUCCACAGAAGGUUCUGGAGCAGGCCAAAAGAGCAAAGAACUUCAUCAACUCCAAAGGCCACCCUCGCUACUGCGGAGCCAACACCCUGCCCACGGGGGCCACUGUGCUGACGGGGUCUCGCUCCCGCCGUGGCAAGAUGAGAGGCCCUCCUGGUAGCAAGGAGUGGAGUGCUGCCCUCAAGGGCUGCGAGGACCCCACCUUUACUGACUUCAUAAAGAAGUGUUUGGACUGGGACCCCUCAUCUCGUCUCACCCCUAGCCAGGCCCUCAGGCACCCUUGGCUGUAUCGCAGGCUGCCCAAGCCCCUACCAGGGACAGAGAAGAGUCAAGGGGCCACAGUAAAACGACUCCCUGAGCACCACAGCACCUCCUUCCCCUCUAUCCUGGCCAAAGGGGGGCCUGGCUUAGGCACUACAGCUGCCAACAACAAACUGAGGAGCAACAUGAUGGUAGAUUCAGGGGAGGCCAUACCUCUUCGCACGGUCCUUCCCAAACUUGUCUCUUAGGGGGAGGCAAAGAGAGAGAGAGAGAGUCCUCUUAUCUCCUCUCUCCCUCCACUCCCUCCUCCUCUGCACUUCUCAGGAGGAGUCAGAGUGUAGGGGAAAGAGGAGCCUAGGUUUUAAAACUUGUUUGGCUGUUCUUUUAUUUGUUUUUUACUGAGAGGUGUCGACACCCCAGUUCCUGGUUUUUAAUAUUAGCUGAAUACAGACAGAGAGACAAUAAAAGAAACACUCUGAAAAAAGGUUUUUAUACAGAGGAUUUCCUUGAGCGGCUGUGGAGUUUCUGUAUACAGCCAACUGAUGAGGUUUGAUUUAGAUAAUGCUUUUUAAAAUCUUCCUUGUGUGAGUGGACAGCUUCAUAAAUGAGCAAAUGUUUUUAAUCUGCGUGUGUUGUCACGUGAGUGUUGUGUUUUAGUAAAAAACACUCAAGCACACUGUCACUUGCCUCACUUCACACUCUUAACACUCAUAGGACGCCACCCUUUCUGGGGAAUCGUUUAUGUGAGUGACACUUGAAAAGGGCUACAGAGAUCACUCUUAUCAGGUUAGAGUUAGCAAACAAAGAUUUAUUCAGCCAACAUCAGUUAAUAGAAAAAAAAAGAAUCAUGCUCUAGUGUUUAGGCCCUGACACACUGACAAAGUUAUCCCUCAUGUAUUUAUAUAACAUAAAUGCCUUCACACAGGUAAUGGGGGGAUCGGCAUUAUGUAGUGAAUAAUUAUGAAAACAUUUUUUUAGCAAUAAGUCUUCACUUCCUCAUGUUUCUAAUUUUGCUCUUUUUCUACCUUUCCUGAACCCUGGUGCUUGCAUGUCAGCUCAAUAUGUGACGUUAGUAUGUGUGUGUGCUUUAGCUUUGUGGUGCUACUGUGGGAGACAUUGAGAGGGCCUGGGACAACCUAUUUACAGCCCCCUCCUCCCCCCAACUCCCCCGUUUGAGUGGAACGGGGUGGGGGGGUGGGCACAGUAGUUCCACUCGAACUCUGUCACAGAGGUGUCAACGUCACAGUCGGUACUUCACAAACUGGUUUGCGUGAGACUGUUGUGUGAGGCAGAGCGAUGGAGAGCUGCAAGUCAUUGCACAUACACACCUGUGGGGUGAUUGACAGGAAAGUUGCAUUGGAAAGUUAAAGUUUGUAUGAAUGUCACUUGCCCAUGCCCCUAACUGGCUGCUGUGAUUGUUGGCAGUGGCGCAUUAAUCCUAAUGGAAGAAUGGUGCAGGGCGAGAAGGAUCAUGGGGUAAAAUGAAGGGCAGUAUGUUUAAUAUGAGCCAAGAUCUUUUUUUUUUUUUUUUCUCUGGGGGAGGUGUAGAUGAGUUGACAGGACAGGCCAGUGAUAAAGGCGGGGUUUUAUGGUACUGCAGAAAGACGUGUUUCUCAGGGAGACAUACUUGAUACAUCCCUUAAUCUUAUAUUAACUGUGUUCCACUUACAGUCCUCUGUCCCGACUAUAGAUGAACAUGCAUGCAGUUCUGUCCACUGAGAGCGAGAGAAUGCAGACACGAGUGAGUCUGCAAAGGGGGUCUGCAUGCUCCACAAUCUGACCUAGAUUCUCACUCCUCCCCCACCACCUCUUUCUCUCUCGGUUUUCCCACUCUGUCUCAUGUAGGGCAGGGAACCUCUUAAACUUACACAUAUAUAGUGAAUUAUGGUGCUGUCCAAAACGCGCGCACACAGACACGCACACACAGACACGCCCGGUGCAUGUUGGUAUGGACCACACCGCUCAAAGACUUCUUUCUCUUGUCCCGUGUUUUCUCAGUGAAACUGUCAGGGAUUUCUACUCUGUCUCCAUUUUUUAUAGAAGUGGUUUCUAUUGCUAUUCACUCCAGAAUAUCAGAGGAUGUAAAAAGCAAAAAGUGGAAAAAGAGAAAAUUGUAUACUGUCAUGUUGUUCUAGUGGUGUGCGUUAGUAGGAGGGUGUUUGGUGUUCCAGCAUGAAAUGAAAUCACAACCUGUUAUCAGACUGAGUGACUAUGAGAAGAGAAACUGUACAGUAACCAAAUGAAGUUGUGAUAGUUUCUUUUUCUAAAGAAAAUAAAAAUGAUUAUUAACUGAAA